This is a messenger RNA of Gekko japonicus, 3966 nucleotides long. It is a transcript of the gene TTC21A, whose product is annotated as tetratricopeptide repeat domain 21A. NCBI's taxonomy places the organism in Eukaryota, Metazoa, Chordata, Lepidosauria, Squamata, Gekkonidae. Gene Ontology annotation, biological process: protein localization to cilium; intraciliary retrograde transport. Gene Ontology annotation, cellular component: intraciliary transport particle A. The coding region runs from base 1 to 3966 and encodes 1321 amino acids. Gene Ontology annotation, molecular function: protein binding. The record is from RefSeq and is a predicted model, not a curated record. The transcript has 29 exons.
AUGGCAGACGCCGACCCUCAGAUUUUGGCGAAGAUUGUCUACUAUGCUCAAGAAAAAUACUUCAACCACAUUGUUCACUUGACAAAUAUCGAAUUGUCGAAGCACACUUAUGACCCAGUGUUGCUGUUCUUCAAGGCGAUUGGAACCUUAUUCCUUGGCCGGAUCCAAGAAAGCAUCUCUCUACUAGACAAUGCCCAGAAACGCCACAUAGAUGUGUCAUUAGGCUGCGUCCUGGGCCUCAUUCAUGCACACCAAAAAUGUGAAAUUGUUGAUUCCUCUGCAGUGUUGGAGUUAGAGAGCAAAUUACAGGACCUGCGGAAAACUGCAGGAAGCAAUGGCUGGUAUUACGCUGCGGUGUUUCUGUGGCUGAUCAAGCAGAAUGACAAGGCAAAGGAGUAUAUCGACAAAAUGCUGCAAAUAUCGAACAGCGCAAGAGAGGGCCUGAUUUUGAAAGGUUGGAUCUAUGUGACAUCUGACAAGCAGUACUCAGUUAAGAAGUCUAUCAAAUAUUUGGACGAAGGGAUUCAAGACAAUGCGGAUAUAUUUGGGAUGAUGGGAAAGGCAACAUACUUCAUUGUGCAACAAAAUUAUCCGGGUGCCCUGGAAAUAAUUAGCCAGCUAGUGGUUACUUUUCCUUUCUUUACACCAGCCCUCGUCACCAAGAUGAGGCUUCAUUUAGCGUUACAAGACUGGGAGCAAAGCAUAGAAGAAAGUAAAAGGAUCCUAGCCAAAGAUGCCAAUGAUAUUGAUGCUCUCCAGUACACUGUGGUAUAUCACCUUGCUAUGACUGGAAAUAUGGAGUUGGCAUUGCAACAACUUAAAGAAUUCAUCAGUGCUCUGGAGAUGAAAGAGCCGCAGAGAUCAGAACUUCAUCUUAAAAAAAUCCUUGUGGUCAGUCGGCUGUCCGGGAAGAAUCAAGAAAUCCUGCAGGAGGCAUACACGUUUGUUAAAAACUCCUGUAGCAGACUAAUACACAUGGAUGCCACAGUUGUGAAUGAACUUGGAUAUCAGCUGAGCCUGCAAGGGAAAUGGAAGGAGGCUUCCGUGUGGUACAGACAAGCUGCAGAGCUAGAUGAAAGCACGGCAGAAUCACUGACAGGUGUUAUUUGGUGCCUGGUGCUGGAAGGGAAGCUAGAAGAAGCAGAGCAACAGCUGGAGUUCCUAAAGGAAGUUCAGCAAUCCACUGGAAAAUCUGCAGUCCUGGCUUACCUCCAGGCUGUGAUUGCUUCGAGGCAAGACAAGGACGAGCAGGCUGCCAACGCCCUGCUCAACGAAGCUGCGGACCUCCACUUCUCUGCUCUGCAGGGUCUCCCUCUGAGCAUUGAGUACUACGAGAAGCUCAGUCCCAUGUUUGUGGUUGAAAUUGUGAAAGAGUAUUUGGCCUUUUGUCCCAAGCAGCCUAGAUUACCCGGCCAGGUCUUAUCAUCCGUUCUUAAACAAUCAACCAUAGUUUUGAAUCCAGUUGUCAAAGCAGCUCCUGGGAUGAUCGAGCCACUUUAUCUCAUGGCGCAGGUUAAAUAUUUAUCAGGAGAAGUUGAAACUGCGCAGGGCACCGUGCAGCGCUGCUUGGAGUUGGAUCCUGCCUCAACAGAUGCCAAUCUCCUUAUGGCCCAGAUCCACCUCUCUCAGAGAAACAUUAAAGAAUGUGCCCAUUCGCUGGAAACGGGGGUCAGCCAUAAUUUCCAGCUUCGUGACCAUCCAAUGUACCACUUUAUCAGGGCCCAAGCAUUGAACAAAGCUGGGGACUAUCUCGAAGCCAUUAAAGUCUUGAAAAUACUUCUCAGCUUGCCCCAAAUGAAAGGAGAAGCUAAAAGGGGCACAGGACCCCUUAUAACCACAAGCGAACAAGUUUCCAUAUACCUGGAACUGGCCGAAGCUCUUCGUCUCAACGGGGAAUUGCAUGAAGCUACCAAGGUUAUGCAAGAUACCAUCAACGAAUUUAGUGGGACACCAGAGAAAAUCCGUAUCACUGUUGCCAAUGCAGAUUUGGCUCUCAGCAAAGGGGAAGUGGAUUUAGCAUUAACGAUGCUGAGAAACAUCACACCAAACCAGCCGUAUUACAUCGAGGUGAAGGAAAAGAUGGCUCAGAUUUACCUUCAGAUCCGAAAGGAUAAGAGACUGUACAUCGGAUGCUAUUGUGAGCUGUGUGAAAAUUUGCCAAGUCCACAUACAAGCCUUCUCUUAGGUGAUGCUUAUAUGAAUAUUCAAGAGCCUGAGAAAGCUUUAGAAGUUUAUGAAGCAGCUCAGAAGAAAAACCCCUUGGACGCAGCCGUGGCACGGAAAAUUGGGCAGGCCUAUGUGAACACCCAUCAGUACAACAAGGCCAUCAAUUACUAUGACGUCGCUCUCAAAAUGAGUGAGCAGGACUUCUUGUGUCACGAUCUGGCUACUCUCCUCUUGAAGAUGAAGAAGUUUGGCAAGGCCGAGAAGGUUCUAAACCAAGCCCUGGAUCAUGACCCUGGUAACAUUUCUGUUGAUGAUGUGCCCUCUAUGAUGAAGGAUGUCAAGAACCUAAUGUUAUUAGCCAAGGUUUAUAUGGUGUAUGGUUUAUAUGGAAAGAACGUUCUGGAAACUUUGAACAAGGCCUCUGACAUUCAGCAAAGAAUACUGAAGCGAAUCCGGGUCGAACAGCCUGAACUGAUCCUUCCUCAGAAACAAGUAGCUUUGGCAAUCUACAUACAGUAUGCUGAAUUCUACAAAAAGGAGAAGAAGUAUGAAGAAGCCGUGAAGUACUAUAUCGAUGCCCUAUCCUUUGUUCCCACUGACAGUAAAGUAGUGCUAGAAUUAGCUCGCCUGCAUUUGAUGCUAGGAGAGAUGGAGCAGUGCGAGCAUUAUUGUUCUCUUCUGCUUCAAGACGACCGCAAUAGUGAAAUUGGAACAAUGAUGAUGGCAGAUCUUCUGUUUAGAAAGGAGGAGUAUGACCAAGCCAUACAUCUUUACCUAAAUGUUCUGGAGAAAACGCCAGAUAAUUUCUUAGUCAUGGAGAGCUUGAUUGAUUUGCUAAGAAGAAGUGGUAAGCUUGAUGAAGCAACACCGUUUUUUGAACUGGCGGAGCACAUAUCAACCCGCACGCCUUUGGAGCCCGGCUAUAACUACUGCAAGGGACUGUAUUGCUGGCACAUGGGGCAGCCGAAUGAGGCCCUGAAGUUCUUCAACAAAGCUCGCAAGGAUAACGACUGGGGCCAGAGAGCCCUGAACAAAAUGAUUCAGAUCUGCCUGAAUCCCGACAACGAGAUCAUCGGUGGAGAAGCUUUCGAGAGCCAGAACGGGGAUGCGAGUAUCCUAAUGGAAAAAAGGGAGUCUGAGCAGCACGGGAUCCGCACGGCGGAGAAGCUCCUCAAAGAGUUCUACACCCACUCCCAAGAGGGUCACAACCAAGUGGAGAUGUUGCGCAACUACUGCUUAAUGGCCACCAAAGAUAAACAUAAUGUGGAGAAGGCCCUGGGCGCCUUUACGACCAUGGCCCAGAACGAGAUGGAAAGUAUCUCAGCGAUCCUGGCCGUGGCUCAAGCAAACCUGAUCCUCAAACAGACGGCCAAAGCCAGGACUCAGCUGAAGCGGCUGAGCAAAGCGACUUGGACUUUGACAGAUGCCGAAGAGCUGGAAAAGGGCUGGAUUUUGCUGGCGGACAUCCAUUGCACGAAUGGGAAGUACGACCAUGCCACUGACCUCUUGAACCGCUGCUUACGGUACAAUAAGUCCUGCUCUAAAGCUUACGAAUGCUUGGGAUUUAUCGCAGAAAAGGAAAAGGCCUAUAAAGAUGCGGCGGCCAACUACGAGCUCGCAUGGAAAUACAGCAACCAAGCAAAUCCCGCUGUCGGAUUUAAACUUGCUUUCAAUUAUCUAAAAGAUAAGAGAUACGUGGAGGCGAUCGACGUAUGCCACGUGGUGCUGAAGUUGUGCCCAGGUUAUCCAAAAAUCAGAGAAGAAAUUUUGGAGAAGGCCCAGACAGCUCUCAGACCUUAG